Molecule: messenger RNA, 2001 nt
Organism: Aspergillus clavatus NRRL 1
Lineage: Eukaryota; Fungi; Ascomycota; Eurotiomycetes; Eurotiales; Aspergillaceae
Product: copper amine oxidase
Exons: 4
Coding region: 1-2001 (666 amino acids)
Biological process (GO): amine metabolic process
Molecular function (GO): quinone binding; copper ion binding; primary methylamine oxidase activity
Source: RefSeq, a predicted model, not a curated record
AUGGCGGCUUACCUACAUCCCUUUGACCCUAUCACUCCCGGGGAGAUCCAAUUGGCGGUUAAGAUCCUCGAGGCUGCCUUCCCCGGAGUCCCGCUGAGAUACAAGAAGAUCGAUGUCAAUGAACCCUUGAAGAAGGAGGUUGUUCCGUACAUCGAGGCAGAGAGAUUGGGGAAGCCCCUCCCCGCGAAGCCGACCCGGCUAUUGCAAGUGCUGUUCCACCGUCUGGACAGUGGGGCAUUCCACAAGGCGUUGUUGAAUGCGGGAACGAGAUCGAUCAUCUAUGCCAAGGAGCUGCCGAAGGGAGUACAGGGGCCCGGUGAUGCGGAUGAGAUCGUUGAAAUCGAACAACUGUGCCUCAAACAUCCCGCUGUGCAAGCGGAGAUUGCCAAGCUGCAGCUGCCUGCCGGUGUCAGCGUGUGCAACGACCCCUGGAUUUAUGGCACCGACGACCCCAAAGAGACUCGCCGGCUAUGGCAGUGCUACAUGUACGUGGUGACCACGGACCACCCUCAGAACAACCACUAUUCGACCCCUUGCAAAUUCUCGCCCGUUUUCGAUGCGCUCACCCAUGAGCUGGUCCGUAUGGACUAUCUGCCUAGCAGCGCAGAGGCCAAAGGUGUGGAGACUCAGCCAUGGAAGGUGGUUGAGACAGUUCAGUAUGCGCAUGAUUUGCUCGGCGAACCCUUGCGGACGGAUCUGAAGCCCUAUAUUGUCCAGCAGCCGGAGGGGCCUUCCUUUUCCGUGAAAGGGCGGGAGAUUUCGUGGCAGAAGUGGAAGUUCCGCGUGGGUUUCAAUGCGCGUGAAGGUUUGGUCAUCUACAACACUACUUAUGACGGACGCAAUGUCUUCUACCGGUUAUCCGUAUCGGAGAUGACCGUUCCAUAUGGAGACCCUCGUGCUCCCUACCACCGCAAGCAGGCCUUUGACGUCGGCGAUGUCGGGUUCGGCAUCACGGCCAACCAGCUCUCUCUCGGGUGCGAUUGCUUGGGUCACAUCAAAUACUUCGAUGGCUACCGGUCGGAUUCGAAGGGUAACCCGGUGCACCUUGAGAACGUGAUCUGUCUGCACGAGCAGGACAAUGGUCUCCAGCACAAGCACACCAACUACCGCAGCGGUGCUGCUACCGUCGUCCGCAACCGCCAGCUGGUGGUGCAGAUGAUCUGUACUGUCUCCAACUACGAGUAUAUCUUCGCCUAUAUCUUCGACCAGGCUGCCAACAUCGAACUCGAGGUCCGCGCCACCGGUAUCCUGUCGACCGUGCCCUUUGAUAACUCCAAGUUCGGCACCACUGUUCCCUGGGGAACCAAUGUCGGGCCCGGUGUCAUGGCUCCCUUCCACCAGCACAUGUUCUCCUUCCGCAUGGACCCUGCUCUAGACGGACACAAGAAUACGGUGUAUUAUGAAGACAGCGUUCCUAUGCCCGAAGACGAGAGCAACCCGUAUGGGGUGGGAUACGUCACGGAACAAACCGUCCUGAGGACCAGCGGCACCGCCAACACCAGUGUGGAUCGGCACCGUGUCUUCAAGAUCCGGAACGAUGCCUGCAUCAACCCUAUCACAUACAAGCCAGUGGCCUACAAGUUGCAGACCGUGCCAAGUCAGAUGCUGCUGGCAAGCCCCAGAUCCUUCGGGCACAAGCGCGCUGAAUUUGCGACCAAGCCCAUCUGGGUGACCAAGUAUCAGGAUGACGAGUUGUUCGCGGCGGGAGAAUUCACCAACCAGAGCCAGAAGUCCGAGGGGGUGGAAACAUGGGUCAAGCGCAAUGAUCCCGUGGAGAAUGAGGAUCUGGUUUUAUGGCAUAGUUUCGGUCUGACGCACAACCCUCGUAUCGAGGAUUUCCCUGUGAUGCCGGUCGAACGAGUCAGUGUCAUGCUCAAGCCAGACGGAUUCUUCACCAAGAACCCCGCGCUGGACGUCCCUCCAUCCUCCCAAUCGUUCAACAAGUCGACACUGCACCCCGAGCCAGUGGCAUGUUGCGGCCCGGCCAAGGGCAAACUAUAG